CGGGGAGGAGGGGUGCGGGCGCCGCCGCCGCCGCCGCCAAAAUGGCGUACCAGACCUUCCGCCAGGAGUACCUGCAGGUGCCGCCCGUCACCCGGGCCUACACCACCGCCUGCGUCCUCACCACCGCCGCCGUGCAAUUAGAAUUAAUCACACCAUUUCAGCUGUAUUUCAACCCAGAAUUGAUAUUUAAGCAUUUUCAAGUAUGGAGGCUAAUCACAAACUACCUUUUCUUUGGACCGGUUGGGUUUAAUUUUCUAUUUAAUAUGAUCUUUUUAUACCGCUACUGUCGGAUGCUUGAGGAAGGAUCCUUCCGCGGCCGAACGGCAGACUUCGUGUUUAUGUUCCUUUUUGGUGGGCUGUUGAUGACUACCUUUGGCUUGUUCGUCAACUUGGUUUUCUUAGGACAGGCAUUUACGAUAAUGCUGGUGUACGUUUGGAGCCGCAGAAAUCCUUUUGUCCGAAUGAACUUUUUUGGGCUGCUCAUCUUCCAGGCCCCGUUUCUCCCGUGGGUUCUUAUGGGAUUUUCACUCUUGCUGGGGAACUCCAUUAUUGUGGAUCUCCUGGGUAUUGCUGUGGGACACAUAUAUUUUUUCUUGGAAGACGUCUUUCCCAAUCAGCCAGGUGGAGGAAGGCUUCUGAAAACACCCUCAAUUCUGAAAGCAAUAUUUGAUAACCCAGAGGAGGAUCCCAAUUACAACCCACUGCCCGAGGAGCGACCCGGGGGCUUUGCAUGGGGCGAAGGCCAGCGCUUGGGAGGCUGAAGAGAGACUGGUUGGCUAGUAACUGACAAGAUACUUUUUUGCUGUGGGGAGAGAGACUGGACGAGGAAACCAUCCUAGAUUUCCACCUGCCUCUUGUGGAUAAAGGACGGUUUGACAGAUUUACUAGCGUGAACUUUAAGGAAGCACUUUUUCUAUAAAGGGACAGAACUUGGAUUCUGCUCGCAAGACCUCUUCCAGGAAAAAAUGACCUGAAAGCCUGAUCUUUCAGGGUUUGCCACGGCGCCUUUGUUGCAUUACUCAGCUCAGAACAGAAUAUUCUCCCAGCCACAUACAACUGAAAAUGGAACUUUCUCAGCUCAUCUAAUGAAAUAAUCAGUUAUUGUGUAAAAAAAAAAAGAGAGAGAUGGUAAUUCAAAGGCCUUUUUCUCCUCAAUUUCAUUCAAUGCAGGACUGGAGAACUUCCGAAGAUCAAUAAAACUUUUGAUGUUGAUUUUC
Messenger RNA from Pogona vitticeps (central bearded dragon), 1217 nucleotides. It is a transcript of the gene DERL2, whose product is annotated as derlin 2. Lineage: Eukaryota; Metazoa; Chordata; Lepidosauria; Squamata; Agamidae. The record is from RefSeq and is a predicted model, not a curated record.